Messenger RNA from Bufo bufo (common toad), 2084 nucleotides. It is a transcript of the gene G6PD, whose product is annotated as glucose-6-phosphate dehydrogenase. The record is from RefSeq and is a predicted model, not a curated record. Bases 16 to 1737 code for a protein of 573 amino acids. Lineage: Eukaryota; Metazoa; Chordata; Amphibia; Anura; Bufonidae. Gene Ontology annotation, biological process: pentose-phosphate shunt, oxidative branch; glucose metabolic process. The transcript has 13 exons. Gene Ontology annotation, molecular function: glucose-6-phosphate dehydrogenase activity; NADP binding. Gene Ontology annotation, cellular component: cytosol.
GUGCAGAGCAGGGGAAUGGGGAAGUGGGUGUGGAAAAGACUCGCAGAUCGGGGAGGAAUAUGCAGUCCUUGCCUAGAUCCACCCCUGUCACAUAUACCCAGAGCUCCCAGCAUCCAGGGGCACACACACCAUCUGAGAACCCAGUCUGUACCCAGUGUGGACGCCGGCGCCAAGAACAAGAUGAGUGCAGUCCCGGAACAGGUGCACCUGAGCAGGUCGCAGAUAUGUGGUAUAAUGCGGGAGGAACUCUACAGCGAGGAGGACUUCCAGCAGAGCCAGACGCACAUAUUCAUCGUAGUUGGCGCUUCGGGAGAUUUGGCAAAGAAGAAGAUCUAUCCCACCUUAUGGUGGCUGUAUAAUGAUGGUCUCCUCCCUGAAGACACCUACAUAGUUGGUUUUUCUCGUUCAAAACUGAAUGUACAGGACAUCCGAAAACAGAGCGAACCUUACCUCAAGGUCUCUCCGAAUGAUGCUGAGAAGCUGAACGCCUUCUUUGCGAGGAACUCCUACGUGUCUGGACAGUACUCCGACGAGGCUUCUUUUAAAGCCCUGAAUAAGCACUUGCAGGCCUUACCAAAUGGGUUAAAGGCCAACCGCCUCUUCUAUUUGGCAGUCCCACCAAGCGUGUACCACGAUGUGACCCGGAACAUCAGAGUGACCUGCAUGAGCGCAGUUGGUUGGAAUCGAGUGAUUGUAGAAAAGCCAUUCGGGAAGGAUCUGGAAAGUUCAAACAAGCUCUCUGACCACAUCUCCUCACUCUACCAAGAGAAUCAGAUUUACCGUAUUGACCACUAUUUGGGCAAAGAGAUGGUCCAGAACUUCAUGGUGCUCAGAUUUGGCAACCGGAUAUUUGGUCCUCUGUGGAACCGCGAUCACAUUGCUUCCGUGGUCCUCACAUUUAAAGAACCCUUCGGGACCCAGGGACGUGGAGGAUACUUUGAUGAGUUUGGGAUAAUCAGAGAUGUCAUGCAGAACCACUUGCUGCAGAUGCUGUGCUUGGUGGCCAUGGAGAAACCAGUUUCUACUAAUUCCGAUGAUGUGCGGGAUGAGAAGGUGAAGGUGCUGAAGUGCGUGCCCGAGUUGACCCUUGACAAUUUUGUUAUAGGACAGUAUGUGGGUAAUCCUGAGGGAAAAGGAGAGGAACAGAAGGGUUACUUGGAUGACCCGACUGUACCUAAAGGUUCCAACACCCCAACAUUUGCCACUGCUGUCCUUUAUGUGCAGAACGAGAGAUGGGACGGUGUUCCCUUCAUCAUGCGCUGUGGAAAGGCGCUGAACGAGAGGAAAGCGGAGGUCCGGCUGCAGUUCCGAGAAGUUCCAGGUGACAUCUUCCAAGGACAGUGCAAGAGGAACGAGCUGGUGAUAAGAGUACAACCAAACGAAGCCGUUUAUACAAAGAUGAUGACCAAGAAACCGGGAAUGUACUUCCACCCUGAGGAAUCAGAGUUGGACUUGACAUACGGUAACCGAUACAAGGAUGUGAAGUUGCCAGAUGCCUAUGAGCGGCUGAUUCUAGAUGUGUUCUGCGGGAGUCAGAUGCACUUUGUGCGCAGCGAUGAGUUGAAGGAAGCUUGGAGAAUCUUCACUCCUAUCCUGCAUCAACUGGAGAGAGAGAAGAUCAAACCUCUGCCCUACAAAUAUGGCAGCCGGGGUCCUCCAGAAAGUGACGAGUUCACCCAGAAACUUGGUUUCCGAUAUGAAGGAACGUAUAAAUGGGUGAAUCCUAACAAGCUGUGAAGUCCUGGUAGAAUGGCGUGCCAGCGGACUUCGAAGAACAACAGACGGCGACCAUGGAAUUCUUGAGGACCAAAGCACAACUUCCUUCAGUGCUGACUUUCUGUACCAUGUGACUGCAUAGUCUUAACACAUUUAAAGGGGGAUUCCACUUUUGGCAGUCAAGGCUUAUCAGCCCUGACCGGUAGGGAUGCCAGGUGUCAGAAUAUCACCGAUCUGAUAUUGGUGACCUACAGUACUGUGCAAGCGAUUUAGGCAGGACAAAUGCUGCAAACUACAGGUGCUUUCCAGAAAAAGAAGUGUUAAUAGCGAAUGAACAAAAGUGAAAUCUAAAUCCGAUCACUAUUAAG